This is a messenger RNA of Agrilus planipennis (emerald ash borer), 2115 nucleotides long. RefSeq lists its product as uncharacterized. Lineage: Eukaryota; Metazoa; Arthropoda; Insecta; Coleoptera; Buprestidae. The coding region runs from base 1094 to 2023 and encodes 309 amino acids. The record is from RefSeq and is a predicted model, not a curated record. The transcript is spliced from 2 exons.
GAAACUUUAUUUUUAUUUUUUAAACAAUUACAAACUAACAAUAGAGGUAUAAAUCAUAUAAUUGUUCAAGAAUUGUGUCAUUGUCAUCGAAGCUAGUAUUAUUUUAUUAAUACAAUGUAAAUUAUAACUAUCUUUCGAAGAAUGGAAAAUAAGUCGGCAGUUUCCGAAGUUAAUAUUAUUAGUUUUUCAAAAAUUUCUGUAAAGUACAUGUCUGAGAGCCAGUAAAAAUAACGUAUGUAAUCAUAGAUUGUUUUUUUAAAAAAAUAAUCAUCUGUAACUCUACAUAUGUGUUAACAUUAAUUAAUACAAAUUUAAAUAUCUGAUGGAUUAAUUCGUCUUAAGUUAUGUUUUUUGGCGAGACGCUCUGUUUGAGGGCUCUUUCGGAUCUUUUUUAAUGUGGUGCUAGUUUGGAGCUGUUUUAGAGUUUCAAAGGGUAGUAUUUUGGCUAUAAUUUUAGAAUUUAAAUUUUCGUCUAACUUGUAGGAACUAUUUCGGUAGUAAUUUUGGUCAUUUCAGAUAUUUGGAGGCGAUUCGGUGCUGUUAUAAUUCAUUCUUUCUUAGUGUCGGCAUGUGUGCGCCAAUGCACACGUCUUUAGCGGAAGUUUAUUUAAUGACUUGAUGACCUAUAUUUACAACAUCUCUUCCGUGCGCAUUAUCAGUUGCAUUUUUUCUUUUUUAUUAAAAGUAAAUACCAGAAACACAUGAAUAUUUACUUAUGAAGGCAUUUACUUAUAAUUAAAUAUGAGCGUUUUAUAUUGUUAAACUUCCUAUAACUUUGAACCAAAUAUUUCGUAGAUUUCCAAAAAAAUAUUCCAUAACUUAACUGCUCAUUACAUUUAUGCGAAAACCGAUACCUUAUGAAUAUUGAACAUUUAUAUUAAUUUAAGGUAAAUAGCCUCAAUUUAGGCGAAAAAAUUGUUUUUCAAACAUGACCAUUCUUAUCUUAGGAAGGUACUGAUACCCAUGUAUUUAUACCGUAGAAAAUAUCAGUUUCCUCUAGAUUGUUAUUAAUAUCUCUCACAAACCGCUGGGGAAAGUACAUAAUCCAUAAAGUAGUUUGGUUAAUUCAUCUGACAAAAGACAACCCAAAAAAAUGAAAUCAUUGACAUUUCUGCUUUUCCUCUGCUCUUCUGGCUCAUAUGCAUUUAUAUGCUACGAUAAAGAAUGCACAGCGACAGAAUAUAAUUCUUACGUUUCAUGCGUGCGUAGAUCAAAACGCCACAUUUCCUGUGCCGAAGAAGACAACUGCGAAAGUUGUAUAUGCACAUCGCUACAUUGCUGCCAUCGAACGUGUCACGCUAACUGCGAAAGUUCAUCCUGUAGAAACGGAUGUCGCAAAAAUUGCCAAACCGAUGUGUCAGAAAAAGGAAGCCAUUCGUUUACAAAUAAAAACGCCAACAUGCCCUCUUUCAAACACAACAUAACGACAGUCAUACAUUUACACAACAUAAUAAACAAUACUAAUGUAAUCGACGUCCCUAUACACAUUAACAAUACAAAUCUAAAUAACAUAACUCUUCCGGAAGGAAAUGGAGGGUCAGGUAAUGGGUGCUGCUACAUAUCCAAUCCUCAAAACUGUAUUCCUAAUCAAACUACACCACCGUAUUCGCAAUGUCAGGACAAUCGCGAAUAUCACUGUGGGCCGAAAUGUUACAAUGAAAGAAAAUCUACCCCUGGAAUAUAUACUCAAUCAUCUUUCGGUUUCUAUGCACCUCCAAUUUCGUAUCCACAAUAUUAUAACUCCUUUAAUCCUUUCGUAGUACCUGGACUUUUUGGAUUUCCAGGAAUUUGUCAGUCCGGAUUCCUUCCAAUGAUGCCUUUUGUUCCCCCUAUUUCUUCCAAACAUUCCUCAUACCCACCCUUAUAUCCAUCAGCUUCUGCAUUUCAACCAGUUAUGCUUCCUCCAGGCUUUACACCCCAUUCCUCCUUUGGAAAUGCUGCAAAUAUUGUUUAUCCUCCCCUAUCAGGCUCCCCUGAAACAUCCUCCACACCAAAAAGUGCCCCUUCAUAUCCAUCUAAUUAGGUUAUUGUGUUUUUUUAUAAAGCAGUAUUAUGAAAUGUUUGCCCUUAAUCUAAGGUUGUUUUUAAUUUUUUUAAUACUUAAAUAAGAUCAUG